Molecule: messenger RNA, 480 nt
Organism: Protobothrops mucrosquamatus (brown spotted pit viper)
Lineage: Eukaryota; Metazoa; Chordata; Lepidosauria; Squamata; Viperidae
Product: utrophin-like
Exons: 3
Coding region: 1-480 (159 amino acids)
Biological process (GO): synaptic signaling
Cellular component (GO): plasma membrane
Molecular function (GO): protein binding
Source: RefSeq, a predicted model, not a curated record
AUGGCGGUGGUGAGAACAUCACUGCAGAAAGUUGUGGUAUUGCUACAUCGCUUGCAGAGAAUGGCAGUUUCAUCACCACGUUAUCAAAAGCUUUGUAAGGAUAUCCAGGCUGAAAUUGAUGCUCACAAUGAUAUCUUCAAGAGCAUUGAUGGAAACAGGCAGAAGAUGGUAAAAGCUUUGGGGAAUUCUGAGGAGGCUGCAUUGUUACAACAUCGUAUUGAUGACAUGAACCAACGUUGGAAUGAUCUGAAAGCAAAAUCAGCCAGUAUCAGGGCUCAUUUGGAGGCAAGUGCGGAGAAAUGGAGUAAAUUAGUGACGUCACUGGAAGAACUUAUCAAAUGGCUAAAUUUGAAAGAUGAUGAAUUAAAGAAGGAGAUGCCUGUGGGUGGAGAUGUUCCAACUUUACAGCAGCAACACGACCACUGUAAAGUAAGUUGCUUAAUUUCACAUUGUUAUUUCGUCAUGAGCAUGUUUCAGUAA